GUUCACAUUUACAUUAAAGGAAGCACAGGCAAAUAUAAAAUGUUAGGGAGGUUUUAGAAUAAUUUUCUGUAGUAAUUACAAUUUAUUUUGUGCUUAAAAUAAAGUAACUUCAUUUGACGGUCUCGCUAAAGGUGCUAAAAAGGAUGAAGAAGUCACUAAAAGCUUUAGUGUAUGGAGAAAAUGUGACGCCCUUACCAGCUUUUAAAGUGUUUUCAUUGUUUCUAAUGCUGGUGUUUAACUCCAUGAUGAACUCCUCUGCCCAUGCCUAUCUACCACAACUUGUGAAGUCUUUUGGAAUAUCUGAAGUGGAUACAGGGCAAAAUGUUGGAAUCAUUGUGUCCAGCUAUUAUGUUUCUCGCACUUUUUCCAGCUUGUUCUGGGGAUACUUGGCUGAUCGGAUUUCUAAAAAAUACGUUUUUAUAAUUUCAUCAAUUGGAACAGCAUUGUUCACCAUUGCAUUUGGUUUUACAACUAGUUUCAAGUGGGCUGUUGUCACAAAGUUUGCUGCUGGCUGUUGCGCCGGUAUGGUCGUUGUCAGCAAAGCAAUAAUAGCUGAUAUCUGUGACAAUACAAACAUGUCCCUUGGAGUGACAAUAAUAGUAUCCUCUUAUUCAACUGGAUUUGUUCUAGGACCUGUACUCGGAGGUUAUUUAUCAUUCCCUGCAGAGAAAUAUGAUGGUGUUUUUAGCAAAGAUUCUGUAUUUGGACGCUACAGUAUACUACUUCCUAACCUUCUUAUGGCGCUAGUCAUGCUACUGCUGCUAGUAAUAUUUGUAUUGGCUUUUGCAAAGAAAUCGAGCAAUUCAUACGAAGUGGUGCUAGAUCUACAAAGAUGCAAAUAUGGAGCAACCGAAAGGCGUAAAACAGUAUUUUCUUCUAUGUUAACUACCAGUCAACUGAUCGCGCAAUCUUCUCAAUGGAAGAGAUUAAAAAAUUGGAUGUUUAAUACGACAUUUUGUAGAUUGCUUCGGUUCAAAAGUUGUGUUAUGAGUUGUACACUAGCAGGAACGUGUUAUAUGCUAGCUGUAGCUUACCAAGAUAUCUACCCUGUCUUUGCAGCGACAGCAAAGGAAUAUAAUGGCUAUGGUUUCAGUUCACAGCAAAUUGGAUUGUGUCUUUUGAUCGUUACAUGUCUGAUGAUACUGAUACAGGUUCCAUUGAUAGGAAAAUUAACAAGUAAAUUUGGGUCAAGAAAGGUUUUCGUCUUUGCUUCUCUCAUGAUGGUAUUUUGUUUACCAAUGAAUGUAUCAAUUGCUGUAAUUAUCAACAAAUAUUUGUUUUGGAUAUGUCUGGUUGUAAUGUCCUUACUUACACGCCUUGCACUUGAAGGAGGAUUCGUCACUGUGAAUGUGUUUUUAAAUAAUUCUGUACCAUCCGAUCUGGUGGGAUCAGCAAAUGGAUUAUGUAUGUCUCUUACAUGCUUAACAAGAAGCGUGGCACCUACAUUAUUUGGCAGCGUAUUUUCGUGGUCGUUGGGAAACAUCAAAGACGUUGAAGAUAAUGAAAAUCCUCUUGGCUUUCCAUUCAAUCAAUACUUCACUUUUUACCUUCUUUCUUUUUUAAGCAUUUUUAACGCUUUCUUUGCAACACAACUUCCAAAACUUAUAGACAGAAAGCAAUAUUAAGCCCUGUCUUAAUCGUCAAAUAAAAUAUCUCAUGUAGAUAAUUAUGAUAUUUUUAAAAUAAACUAUACACAGACAUUUAAGAUUGGCUGGAAAA
Molecule: messenger RNA, 1719 nt
Organism: Hydractinia symbiolongicarpus
Lineage: Eukaryota; Metazoa; Cnidaria; Hydrozoa; Anthoathecata; Hydractiniidae
Exons: 16
Coding region: 144-1625 (493 amino acids)
Biological process (GO): transmembrane transport
Molecular function (GO): transmembrane transporter activity
Source: RefSeq, a predicted model, not a curated record